AUGGUUAAAUCUAUUCGUUAUUCCUCUUUUAUGCUUAAUCGUUUCCGUUUAAUGGAAAGAAUAAUGAAGGAAAUACGUCUUUCUGAAGAGAGGACGGGGAAAAGGCAAAGUGCAAUCCUUUUACUUGAUUUGGAUGGAAUGUAUUUUCAUACUGGUCUUAUAAGUUUUAUUACAGGUGUUUUAAGUUUGUAA
This is a messenger RNA of Meloidogyne enterolobii, 192 nucleotides long. NCBI's taxonomy places the organism in Eukaryota, Metazoa, Nematoda, Chromadorea, Rhabditida, Meloidogynidae. The record is from the annotation of a GenBank genome assembly.